Molecule: messenger RNA, 174 nt
Organism: Colletotrichum abscissum
Lineage: Eukaryota; Fungi; Ascomycota; Sordariomycetes; Glomerellales; Glomerellaceae
Exons: 1
Coding region: 1-174 (57 amino acids)
Source: RefSeq, a predicted model, not a curated record
AUGCGGUGCUUCAAUGCGCCUGAUAGCAGGUACAAAUGGAGUUUAUCUGGGUACCUUUGGUCUGUGGAUUGUACGGAUACCCAGUUGAGUCUGAUUAGCGGCGACGACGGGGCAAUUUUUUCUCCCUCUACGGAGCACGCAGUAGUAGAUCUCUUGCAAAUAUCCGUACUCUAG